Macrosiphum euphorbiae (potato aphid) is the source of this 429-nucleotide messenger RNA. The record is from the annotation of a GenBank genome assembly. Lineage: Eukaryota; Metazoa; Arthropoda; Insecta; Hemiptera; Aphididae.
AUGAUAAGUUUAGAAAUACAUCAAACCAAUCUCUACGAAGUACUACAAACAAUAUUCUUAAUCUCUCAUGAAGGACUUGAUGCUGAAUUAAGGAUUUUAAAAAGCGUUCCAAAUGGCUCAUCAACAAAAGCCGUUUACGAUUGGCUAGACUUUUUAAAAGAAAAUCAAAGACAAAAUGUAUUUCCAAAUUUUAAAAAGGUUUUAAUACAUUUUGCCACUAUACCUGUCACGAGCUGUAGCUGUGAGAGGGUAUUUUCUAAAUUACCUAUUGUAAAAUCAAAACUUCGAAGUACUAUGUUGCAAGAAAGACUGGAAUCUUUUUUAUUAUUGUUUGUUGAACAAGAAAAAUUAAUGAACUUUCAGAUUGAAGAAGUGAUUGAUGAAUUCAAAUCUAUGAAUAAUGAAAGGGAGCGCAGAUUAGUAUUAUAA